CUUCCUCAUUGGCGCCGCGCGGAGAGGCGGAAUGUUCAACUCCUGACUCCGGAGGAAUCGUGGGAGCCGCGAGGGCCGCCGUCGUCCCGACCCCCGCCGCCCUCGUCGCGCGCGAGGCCUCGGCGCCCCCGGCUGCUGCUCGCGCCCGGCCCGGGAGCCAGAUUUUGUGGAAGUAUAAUACUUUGUCAUUAUGAGAUGUCGUCUCUCGGUGCCUCCUUCGUGCAAAUUAAAUUUGAUGACUUGCAGUUUUUUGAGAAUUGCGGUGGAGGAAGUUUCGGGAGUGUUUAUCGAGCCAAAUGGAUAUCACAGGACAAGGAGGUGGCUGUAAAGAAGCUCCUCAAAAUAGAGAAAGAGGCAGAAAUACUCAGUAUCCUCAGUCACAGAAACAUCAUCCAGUUUUAUGGAGUAAUUCUUGAACCUCCCAACUACGGCAUCGUCACAGAAUAUGCUUCUCUUGGGUCACUCUAUGAUUACAUUAACAGUAAUAGAAGUGAAGAAAUGGAUAUGGAUCAUAUUAUGACCUGGGCCACUGAUGUAGCCAAAGGAAUGCACUAUUUACAUAUGGAGGCUCCUGUCAAGGUGAUUCACAGAGACCUCAAGUCAAGAAAUGUUGUUAUAGCUGCUGAUGGAGUAUUGAAGAUCUGUGACUUCGGUGCCUCUCGGUUCCAUAACCAUACAACACACAUGUCCUUGGUUGGAACUUUCCCAUGGAUGGCUCCAGAGGUUAUCCAAAGUCUCCCUGUGUCAGAAACUUGUGACACAUAUUCCUAUGGUGUGGUUCUCUGGGAGAUGCUAACAAGGGAGGUCCCCUUUAAAGGUUUGGAAGGAUUACAAGUAGCUUGGCUUGUAGUGGAAAAAAACGAGAGAUUAACCAUUCCGAGCAGUUGCCCCAGAAGUUUUGCUGAACUGUUACAUCAGUGUUGGGAAGCUGAUGCCAAGAAACGGCCAUCGUUCAAGCAAAUCAUUUCAAUUCUGGAGUCCAUGUCAAAUGACACGAGCCUUCCUGACAAGUGUAACUCAUUCCUGCACAACAAGGCGGAGUGGAGGUGUGAAAUUGAGGCAACUCUUGAGAGGCUAAAGAAACUAGAGCGUGAUCUCAGCUUUAAGGAGCAGGAGCUUAAAGAACGAGAAAGACGUUUAAAGAUGUGGGAGCAAAAGCUGACCGAGCAGUCCAACACCCCGCUUCUCUUGCCUCUUGCUGCAAGAAUGUCUGAGGAGUCUUACUUUGAAUCUAAAACAGAGGAGUCAAACAGUGCAGAGAUGUCAUGUCAGAUCACAGCAACAAGUAACGGGGAGGGCCAUGGCAUGAACCCAAGUCUGCAGGCCAUGAUGCUGAUGGGCUUUGGGGAUAUCUUCUCAAUGAACAAAGCAGGAGCUGUGAUGCAUUCUGGGAUGCAGAUAAACAUGCAAGCCAAGCAGAAUUCUUCCAAAACCACAUCUAAGAGAAGGGGGAAGAAAGUCAACAUGGCUCUGGGGUUCAGUGAUUUUGACUUGUCAGAAGGUGACGAUGAUGAUGAUGAUGAUGAUGACGGUGAGGAGGAGGAUAAUGACAUUGCUAAUAGUGAAUGAAAGCGAAAAGCAAAGUAAUAAAAUUGAAAAUGUUUGGAAAAAAAAACAAAACUAACUUGUUAUCUCAAGUCUGUACAAAAACCAGUAAGGAGGCAGAAAACCGAGCACCGCAUUUUUAGGCCAAUCACAUUUACAUGACCAUAAUUUCUUAUCAAUUCUACUUUUUUUUUUUUUUGCUUUCAGAAAAAUGGGAAAAUUAAGCCAAAAAAAGUAUGUUUAUGAAUCAGCAAAUGUGGUGCCUGAUUAUAGAAACUUGUGAUUCUGUAUACAAUACAAUAUAGGAGUUUUAAAGUAGUGGCAUUCUGGCUUUUUCUUUUUAAAUGAAUACUUUUUAGUUUGUAUUUGACUUUAUUUCCUUUAUUCAAAUCGUUUCUAAAAACUGACAUUUGGAACAAGAACUCUUAACUCCUAAUUCUUUACACUUAAUAAUUUCUGUGACAUGCUUUUUUUUCUUUUAGCAAUACACUGUAGUAUCAGAAAUGGUUGGCCUGAGCAACAUAGUAAGACCUCGUGUCUACUACUAAUUACAAAAUUAGCUGACAUGGUAGCAUGCACCUGUAGUCCCAGAUACUUGGGAAGCCAAGGCAGGAGGAUCGCUUGAGACCUAGCAGUCAGUCAGGGCUGCAGUAAGCCAUGAUGGCACCACUGCACUCCACACUGGGCAAGAGAACAAGAUCCUGUCUCAAAAAGAAAAAAAAGACACAAAAACAAAGAAUUGAUAGUACAAAAUCCAACAACAAAAAUACUGAGAUGAAAAAAGAUUAUAACAAAAUGUUCUUCAGAAAUACCUAAGUACGGAGAAUGUUUAGUACUAAAGAGCACAGCUGCUCAAUGUAAAGCCUGAGCAGUGUUCUCAGUCGUACAGUUGAAGGAAAAAUACUCUAAUAUGAAACCAACAGCAGAUGUUGCAAACUUUCAUACAACUGCUGGCCAUGGAAGCUUCUUAACAGCACCACACUGUCAUUUAGGGCUAUGCUUGUGCUUUAUACAGAGAGAAAGAUGUGGUCUUAAGGGGAUGCUUCCAGGGGGGUAAGCUCAUGCCUCUCCUGGAUUUUCCAGUAAGUGGGGUAUAUGCAUGCUUGUUUGUUUUUUAGAAGGCAUAAUAAUCCUGGAUUCUAAACAUAUGUAUAGCUAUUUUAAAGAGGAAAUUAAAUCUUAUAAAAGAAAUAGUUGAGAUAAAUCAUCCUCACCGAGGCAAAAGCAUAGGUCCUUCCCAUAUCAAGUUUAGCCUUCCGGAGUCGUUCUGUGUUUCAACUCUGCUUCAUGAUGUUGCCAUUUUAGGAGUAGAUGCAGGCAUUGCUCUGAAAACCUGGCUAGCCAGGAAUAUUCUCAGAAUGUUAUCACCGAUUUGUCAAAGCUUGUUUAAAUUAUAAAACUAUUAAGCCAAAAUAUUUUUGGUGGUUCUUUUUAUGACGUUUAAGAAAGGACGUCGUCACAGCUAUGAUCUAAUAGUAUUUCUGACUAUAUUUGAUCGUUAAAACCUCUUGGACUUUGAAAUGUGAUAGGCUUCUAAUGCCUAUUGAGAGCUAAAAAAUACCACAUAAUGAUCGGUAUGCUGUGCCAGUUUCAUUUGGGGAGAAAUAACUAAUAGAGUGUUCUGGGUGAGAGGUGUACAGCAGUCUAGGUGGCAUAGUGAUGAAGAAGGAGAUCGGAGUCCAGCUGUCACUCAGAAUCCCGGGCCGUUACUCUAUAACCUUGGGCAAAUUAUUUAACCCCCAUGUGUCUGUCUGCUCAUCUGCAACAUGGGAAUGCUAAUAGUAUCUACUUGAAAGGAUCAUUGUAUGGAUUAAAAGAAAUGAUCAAUGUAAAGCACUUCGCACAGCCCCAGGCCCAUGGAAAGUGGCUAGUUAACGUGAGCGACUAUGAAUAGUGCCAGUGAAGACACUGAAAAGUAAGUGAUUUCAGCACCCUUCUGGAAAACUAAACUAUCAGUUUCAAAUAAUAUUUUCUCUGUAGUAUGAGAUGAAAUUAAAAGUGGAUAGCUUUCAGGAAAGAUAAAGAGAACAUUCGUAGAAUGUAAGCUAAACACAUUUCUUCUGUUGCUCUUUAAAACUAUGAGCCCUGGCCAGGUUAACCUGGUAUGAAAUGAGACUAAACACAAAAAGAGUAGGUAAACCUUUCCCUGAAAGAUGGAUUCCCCACAUACCCAUGCUACUAGUUUCUCUGUCUAUUCACACAUAUAUACAAAUACAUGCACACAGCUUGUCUGUGCUCAGACAUAGAGAAGUACUACCUGACUCUAGUCAGUACGCCCAAGCAGAAAAGCUUGGAGUAGAGCAAAAGGGAAGGCUUGGGACUCCUGUCUUUCCAGCAUGCCCUGGGAUGCAAUAGUCAGCCGCCUGACGAGAGAGCCGAUAGCAUGGGGUUUACAAGGCAAAGAUACAGUCAUUCAUUUAACACAUUCAUUGAGUUCCUUCUCUGUGCCAGACACUGUUCUGGAAGAUAGCUAGAUGAAAAUCUUUGCACUCACAUAUUUUACUUGCCAGUGAGUGCUAAGCAAAGCAAAGGCAUAUGUUCACAUUUGGUAAGUACAUGCCAAAAAGUGAAGCAGGGAAGGAGGAUAAGGCCCAUGGGUGAGUGUUGAGGUUUAUAAAGUAUGGUCAGGAAAGGCCCCACUGAUAAGGUAACAUUUGAGCAAGGCUGAAAAAGGCAAGGGGAUCCCUGGGCUAACUUCAGGGUUUGUGCACUUUAUAUAAGAAUGCAAACCUUGCUUCUCAUUUAAGAAUGGUCAGCAAUACAUUUAGAACAUAUGAACUGAAUGAAAUGGACAUUGUUUUCUUAAUUUAUAUAUAAAUCUAUAUGAUUAAACACAAAGUUCUGACGCAUUAAUAAAAGCAGUCAAAUAGGGCCAAAGAGAAAAAUAAUAGGACUCUAUGCUGGACCUAACUUUAUCAUUAAUUAGGUAAUAUUUUCCUCACCAGUAUUCUAGAGAUGCUCAUAGCUCAAUACUUUACCAUCAAGAAGAACCUGCAGGGAUUUAGAGUACAGCAGAAAGGGCCACAGUGAAGAGCUUAAAAUUGUUCUCCACGUAGAACUACUGAUCAUUAACACAUGACAUUGGCUCUUUGACUUUGCAUUCCAAAUCAGUGUCCUUCUUGUGGUUUGAAAAUGUUAAAACAUCCCUGAAAUCUAAAUCAUAUAACCGGAAUUUUAUAGUGUUCUCACUCUACCUGUAAAGAUCAUUUGGAAGACUUUAGACUCUAUUAAUUUUAAAAAGGAAUAUUUAUUAGCCGUAUGCAGAAUUUCUAAUGACGAUAUUAAUUGUAAAGCUUCUAAUUCACUUUUCAGAUCAAUUUUUGAAAUGGCAGUUAUCAGUGUUGGAUUUAGUUCCAGUUACUUGAUUUACAAAAUUGUACGUUUAGGAAGAGAAGGGUUAAAAGAAACAGUGAGAAAUGUAAAAAUUCAAAAGGAGAAUUGCUUCUCAAUUGUGGUAAUAAUUAUCGGAGACAUGCAACUGAAAAUGUCUCACCUUUCAUCUUUUUUUCUUAAUUCAUAAAGUUCAUCUUGUAGAAUUUGAUGAGACCCUCCUAGUGGUUCUCAACGGAGGUCGUGCUGUCGGCUAAUGGUGUUUGGAAGUGUUGGGGCUAGGGCACAUUUUUGGUUGUCAUAGCAACUAGGGUGGCAUUGGGUGCCCAGUGCCAGGAAUAGUAACAUUAUGAAUUCCAGGGACAGUUUGUUCAGUAAAGUCUUCCAUUCAAAAUAGGCUGGGCGCGGUGGCUCACACCUGUAAUCCCAGCACUUUGGGAGUCCAAGGUGGGCAGGUCACCUGAGGUCAGGGGUUCGAGAACAGCCUGGCCAACAUGGUGAAACCCUGUUGCUACUAAAACUACAAAAGUUAGCUGGGCGUGGUGGCGCAUGCCUGUAAUCCCAGCUACUCAGGAGGCUGAGGCAGGAGAAUUGCUUGAACUCAGGAGAGGGAGGUUGCAGUGAGCUGAGAUUAUACCACUACACUCCAGCCUGGAUGACAGAGUGAGACUUUGUCUCAAAAAAAAACACCCAAAACAAAAUACAAGCAGCCUUGUCCCUUCCCCAGUGAUAAAUUUAUCAAAUCGAGAAGCUUUAGUUUUGUGUCUAAUUAUUUUUCCCCUGAUCAAAAUUACCCAAGUCGAAAAAACGUAUUUUUGGAAUUACAGCAACACACUAUCUGAAUUUUGUGAGUUUGUGGCUUUAUCAUAAAUCACCAUUUCCCUAAGGGGAAAUUGCUUCUUUCUUCUUAGGAAUGCUGGUGGAAACUUGAUGAAACAGCCCAAUCCACCAGGGCAGGCCACUCACCCAUUGCACUGAUUCCACAAUAAAUAAGAAAAAAAAAAAAACUUGUUGAGGUAGCUACAAUUCUACAGGUUAAUUUAAAGGCGCCUUUGUCUACCCGUCAUUUUUUGAAAGCAAAAUUACAUUUUACUAUUUUACAUAACCAGUGAAAAGAAGUUGAAAGCAUGUAGCUCCCUGUUUUUGGUGCUCUGGAAUGCUGAGGGCAGGUUCUUAGCCAGUGAUUUUUAACAUGCAGUGCAUUUGUUAGACUUGUUAACACUAGCAAAGGUAGUCAAACUUGAUCCCCAUGAAAAAUCAAGGAAUUGGGAGUGAAGGAGGGUUUAGAAGUGAUCCAGAAUGACUUCUCCCAGAAUUACUGUGUAUAUAUCUUUACUUUUCGGAGUUUUCAUUAGAAUGGUUAAGAGUUUUAUGAAAGACAGUUUUAAAACUUACUCUGGGUUAAAUAUUAAUACUUUAAAAAUUUUUAUUUUACUAGACUUGUUGCAGCCUUUUGAAAGUAGCAGAGUUUCAUACCACAUAUAUAAUAGAGCAUACAUUUUCUAUAAUCAGGCACCUUUUGCUGCUUUUGAGUAAGACUGUUUUCCUCUUUAGGUGUUAAGCAUUUCCAAACAGAAGAAUCUGCUCUCUUCUCUCGAUUGUAACAUAGCCUGACAGCUCUAGAUACAGCAUUUCUAUGAUGAAAAGUGAGUGUCUAUCAGGAAAUCUAGAAGACUAGCCAUGUUUUCUCAGACUCCACCUUUGUUUGCACUCUGUUGCCUUGUGAGGAGCUUUCUGGCAUGUGAUUAUUUACUUCAAAAUGAGAGUUCCAAGCACCUACAUUAAUUAUUUUAUAUUGUGUGCAGAAUACUAUAUCUUCUAAUGUCAGAUACGAUACACUGCACAAUUGCUUUUGCACUCUUACAAUUUUUGUACUAAUAGGAAAUAUUUAUGUUCUUUGAGUGUGAGCUUUGAAUAGAUGGCAUUAUCACUUUAUUGUUUUUUUAGCAAAAACUUUCUCAGUUAUUCUAUUGCAAUGUUAUUCUGAGCAAGUCCUAUGCCAAAUAUCUUGUAUAAUGUUUGUAUGGAAGAUUAAAUUUUACUCUUGUGUGGUAAGACUAUUCAGUUACUGAUUUUAUAGCUGGAAUUUGAUAUUCCAGCACAAAGUCCACAGUGUAUUCAGAAAUUCAAGUUGGUGUCAUACAUUUCAUUUUGAUGUGAACUUUUCUUUGCUUUCCUUUGUUCUAAGACUCCAUUUUGCAAUAAACGUUUUGACAGUAAA
Saimiri boliviensis boliviensis (Bolivian squirrel monkey) is the source of this 7096-nucleotide messenger RNA. It is a transcript of the gene MAP3K20, whose product is annotated as mitogen-activated protein kinase kinase kinase 20. Gene Ontology annotation, biological process: protein phosphorylation. Gene Ontology annotation, cellular component: cytoplasm. The record is from RefSeq and is a predicted model, not a curated record. NCBI's taxonomy places the organism in Eukaryota, Metazoa, Chordata, Mammalia, Primates, Cebidae. Gene Ontology annotation, molecular function: MAP kinase kinase kinase activity; protein binding; ATP binding.